Thunnus maccoyii (southern bluefin tuna) is the source of this 3375-nucleotide messenger RNA. RefSeq names its product cerebellar degeneration-related protein 2-like. NCBI's taxonomy places the organism in Eukaryota, Metazoa, Chordata, Actinopteri, Scombriformes, Scombridae. The coding region runs from base 171 to 1520 and encodes 449 amino acids. The record is from RefSeq and is a predicted model, not a curated record. The transcript has 6 exons.
CAUCAUCAUCAGUGAGUUCAGAUGUCUGUCCGGUCCCCGGUGAUGAAGCUCACACCGCCCGGCGCCGGCUGCUCCAGGCGGGCAGACUGAACCCGUCUCCGCACCCGGACUCUGUCAUGUAACGGUACCGGAGGAUCUUCACGCCGCGCGGCUCCUUCUAGACCCCAAACAUGCUGACAGACAUGAUCGUGGAGGAAGAAUUUGAGAUCAAGGAGGAGGAACCGUGGUACGACAAGCAAGACCUUGAGCAUGACCUGCAGUUGGCAGCCGAGCUCGGGAAGACUCUCCUGGAGAGGAACCGGGAGCUGGAGCAGGGCCUGCAGCAGAUGUACUCCAACAACCAGGAACAACUGCAAGAGAUCGAGUACCUGACAAAGCAGGUGGACCUCCUCAGGCAGGUCAACGACCAGCAUGCUAAGGUGUACGAGCAGCUGGACGUGUCGGCCAGAGAGCUGGAACAGAACAACCACAAACUGUCUCUGGACAACAGGACGGCCCAGCAGAAGAUCCAGGGGCUGACAGAAACCGUGGAGCUGCUGCAGACGCAGGUGGAGGAGCUGCAACAUCAGGUUGAAGACAUGAAGUUGAGUCCUUCUCAGCCUCAGAAGCCUCCGCACAGAGAGAUGUGGUCACCUCGCGGCACUCAGAGCGUGUCCUGCCUGAAAGAGCUGCAAAACAGGUAUUCUGAAUACGACCCAGAUGAACCCUCAGACCCGGAGUCCUCUGACGUGUCGUGGCGCGAGGAGGAGCAGGCGUCCCUGCGACAGUCCCUCCGCACCCUCCAGACCCAGUUUGCCAGCGAGCGCGCUCGGAGGGAGGAGGCGGAGCGAGAGGCGGAGCUGCUCGCCGGUGAGAACGCAGCGCUGGAGCAGCAGCUGGCGGGGAUGAAGGCGUGUCAGGAACGAGUGUCUGAGCUGGAGCGUGAGGCCGAGGAGCUGCGUCAGCUCUGGAAAUCAGAGUCCUCCACAAGAUCCACCAGGUCCAACCUGCUGCACGGGCUGCUGUCUGACUCGAUGCUCCUCAACCCGGAGGAGGAGAACGAAGGGGAGGCGGCAGCUAAAAGCCCCCGGGCCCUGAAGCGAUGGGACAGCGAGCGUCUGAUAAAGUUGACGCAGAUACCCGACUCUCCCGACAGGAUCUACGACCACGAGUGUUCCUGCGUGCGCCGAGCCGAGGUGGUGAAGUAUCGCGGGAUCUCCCUGCUCAACGAGGUGGAUGCCCAGUACAGUGCCUUGCAGGUGAAGUACGAUGAGCUGCUGCGCCGCUUCCACCUGGGGCUGCAGGACGAGGAGGAGGAGGAGGAGCAGGACGGGCAGACCCACAAGUCCGUCCAGACCGCAUCCCUCGCCUCCGCUUGUCCAGCUCUAGCAGACAUGGAGGACUUUGAGGAUGACUUUCACCAGCCGGAGUACAAGGAACUUUUUAGGGAAAUUUUCUCCCGCAUUCAGAAAACCAAAGAGGACCUGAUUGAAAACAGAGGGAGACCCUCGGCUGGUGGAGUGAUGCCUAUUUUGCAUUAGUUACUUUUUAAAAAAAAAAAAAAAGAAAGGAAAAACAGACCUGCUGCGAGAUUAAUCAUCGUCUUCCAGUUACAGAGGAAACUUCGGAAAGACCUUCACAGCAGAGAAAGAUGCUAACUUACUCUUAACUGUAUGUUAUUUGCCCAGAAAUGGUAAUUUGUUAUGCAAAAAAAAAAAAAAAAGGGUUUGAGAGAUACGAGUGAUGCAGGAACAAGAAGGCCAAAACACCACCAGCUCACGUCUCAGAUGCACAGAAACACCAGUGCCUAACGCCGCCGUCUCCACUGUACAAUCACUCUACCUCAUCGAAACAAGCUCCUGAGGAAUAAUAUCUGGGGAAUAAUCUAGUUUUCUUUUCAUAAGCUGUAUCUGUCACACUUUUAUUUUACAGGGCUCGUAGUUUCCUAUAAUUUCUAAGAAAAAUACUGACAUGUAACUGUCAUGUUGGGAAGGUUCCUGGAAAGGAUGUAAAUUGGGACCAGUUAUAUAGAAAAUAGGUACACUUUCUAUUAAAUAAAUCCAAUUAAUUGUUUGAAAGAUUGCAAUUAACAUUUGAUUCAUCUGCUGAUUAUUUUAAUUGUAUAGUCUGUAAAAUGUCAGAGAAUAGUGUAAAAAGUCCUUUUCCCAGAGCACAAGGUAUUUGUACGAUUAAGAAAACCAGCAAAUGUUCACAUUUGAGGAGCUGGAACACAUGAUUUGUGUGUAUGCUUGUCUUAAAUGGUUAAUUCAUUAAUUAUCUUGUAAUUGCUGCUUAAUUUUCUGUCGAUCGACCAAUCGUUGUAGCUGUAACUGCAACUUAAACCUAAAUUCAAUUAUACAGUUGCAUAACAAUUUAAUAUAUAUAUGUAGAAUAAAAUGUCCUUAUUUCAAGUAAUUCAUCUGGAAAUCAACUACUGCUUAUAAACUCAACUAAUACGGUUGUUUUCUUUGUAAUUUGUACCAAAUUACACAUCUCUUUCCAGGAAACUUUCUAUAAAAUUAUUAGAAAAUAGGUCUGUUAGGUCUGUAAAAUAAAGUGCUAUCUGCUGUAACUGCUAUUUGCUUUGUUUACUGAGCUCCUAUGAUCUAAUGUGAACUCUUUAAUUUUUUUUUUCCUUGCAACUAUUUAAAAAAAAGUUUUUUUUUUUGGGAAUAGUUUUGCCUGCCUAUAAGGGCGACCAAUAUAGCGUGUAAUGGUAUAUUGGUGAGUAGCUGGUGAUUCAAGGUGCUCAAAAAUAUUAGGAUUAUUGAAAUUGUAACAUCUCUCUAUGAAAUUAUACUUGAUUAUUGUAUGUUAGGUUAGGUGAAUGUGAGUGAAUGUUUAUAUUUAAGGGAAGUUCUGAGGUUUACCAAAAUAUUAACUCUCUCUAUGUACUUGAUCAUGUAACGGCCUCCUGAUAUAUUAGCCAGUUGUUUCAUGAAGCCAUGUAUGAUUGGAAGCUUUUUCCACAGCAGCAGUUCUGUGUUGCUUUUUGCUGCCUGAUGUAAUUCUUGUGUCCUUGUUAAGCUUAAAACUGUGCACAUAGUUUGUAGAUAUCUAAAAAAAAAAAAUCACAUUGAAAUGCACUUUAGUAUUGCACAGGCAUUAUCAAUGCUCCCCUGACACUUUAUAAUACUGUCAUAUGUAGUUAAAGUGUGACGUGCUACUGUUUCAAUCUUCUAAAUCUGAAUAACCUGCUGAAUGUAUGUACGCUGAGUUUUUACCUGUUUCAUGGUUGGACCUCUUGCUCUGAGCCAUAAAACAUGACGUAAGCUGAGAUGGCAAGUUUGUGUCUUUUUAUUUGCUUAGUCGCUGCAUUGUGAAAUGGUGAUUGAACCAUAUUUAUUGAGUCAGUGUCACAAUUAAACCUGAACAUCAUAAAUCUCUGAUACACUU